Molecule: messenger RNA, 234 nt
Organism: Gongylonema pulchrum
Lineage: Eukaryota; Metazoa; Nematoda; Chromadorea; Rhabditida; Gongylonematidae
Source: the annotation of a GenBank genome assembly
AGCGGCAGCAGUAGCUGCAGCGGUGCGAACAAGCACAUAAAGCACCAGCAACAUCGUUCUUUGAACACCAUUGGCGGUGGUAGCAGCGGAACACCAACGAUCUCGGAACGAGAUAGCCCAGUUUCAACAACCAGCUCAACGUGCAGCAAUCGGGCGUCUCUGGCUGCCGAAAUGUUCGCCGAAACUGGCGAUUUUGGAAUUACACUUGCUGAGCAGCUCCAGUUGACAAAGUAA